GAACAGAAGCGAAACAUAAACAAAUCACAAAACGCGCCCAAAGUGUGUUUGACUAAUUGUAUUUCUUUUAAUUUAGGAAAAAGAAAAAUUGUGUAGAAUGGCUAAGUCUAAUAAAAUGUUCGCUGAUAAAGCAUUUGAGCUUAUAAAGGAAUUGGAGCGUUCUUCACAAACUAUACCACCAUUCGAUGAUGAUGGUGUUCGCCAAGUGCUAGAAGAAAUCAAGGCCAUAUUCGAAGAGAAUUGUGCACAAGCUGCUAACUAUUCAACCUCGGGUGACCGCACCUUAUGGCCAUUACUCAACUUCCGACAUGCUGCUUUACAAAGAAAUAAACGGUGCUUAUUAACAUAUUUGUAUCAACGUUUGUUGCGUAUAAAAGCGCUACGUUGGGAAUUUGGUCCAAUUAUACCAGAGGAUAUUAAAACUUCACUAUGCGAGCCUGAAGUGAACUUCUUCAAUACAUAUUCAAAAUCUUUAGCUUCCUACAUGCGCUCUAUUGGCGAUGGUCAGGGCAUUGAUUUGACAGGUGAUCUGCGACCACCGAAAUCAUUGUAUAUAGAGGUACGCUGCAUUGUGGAUUAUGGUAAAUUUGAAUUGGAGGAUGGUGAGGUGAUAUAUCUAAAAAAGAAUAGCCAACACUAUUUGCCACGCGCUCAAGUGGAAACGUUAGUGCGCCAGGGAAUUUUACAACACAUUACAUAGUAAGACAAAAUACUGCGUGUUUUAGUUCCCGAAAUCGAAUCAAAUGUAAAUCAUCAA
Molecule: messenger RNA, 757 nt
Organism: Ceratitis capitata (Mediterranean fruit fly)
Lineage: Eukaryota; Metazoa; Arthropoda; Insecta; Diptera; Tephritidae
Product: DNA replication complex GINS protein PSF1
Exons: 4
Coding region: 98-700 (200 amino acids)
Biological process (GO): DNA replication; DNA strand elongation involved in mitotic DNA replication
Cellular component (GO): GINS complex
Source: RefSeq, a predicted model, not a curated record